AUGAGUACCGAGCCCUUACCGGAGCCACCACCACAAAUGCUCGAGCCCCCGGUCAUGCCCGGGAACGAGGAAUCUUCCGCGUCACCCGACAUAGGCUCAUCGCCAACUUCGGACGAAUGCUCAAACUUCGAAGAAGCUUCAGAUGCCCUCGAGGAAACCGAAAAUUCGCCCAGAGACGAGUCGAAUCAAGAUGUAGCCAGAAGCGAGGAAGCCGAUCAACGAUUGAAUCUUGAAGACGAAGAGUCAGAGGCGGAUCAGGGGAAUCUGUUCUCACCGGAGGACCUACCAGACGUGAUCGAUCCAUCUCUCUUGGACUUCGGUCAAGACCCGGAACUCGAGGAUGAAUUGCUCAGAUGCAUCCGGCUCGCCUCCUCGAAAGAAAAUGCUCGUUUUUCUUCCAGACAACAAGCCGCUCGCUCGUUGGCGCAAUGCUUGUUCGACCUCGGUCAGAACUGCACGGAGCAGCAGAUGCUCAUGCUGUGGAAAAUGAUCGAGCAGCUGACGCAGGACAGCGAACCUGGAGUCCGUCUUGAAUUAUUGGAACACCUCAGCCUGCUUUCGGGAAUAUGCUUGAACAGACAAGAUCACAUGAGAGCGUUUGGCGACGCAAACAGAAGGUUCCCGAUGCCCCCGAAACCUCUGCUUGUCCGUCUGCACCGUCGAUGCAUCAUCCCGUCUUUGACGGUUCUCAUGUUGGACCGGGUGAUCCAAGUACGGAAAACAUCGCACUUGGUGCUCUUCAGAAUGCUCGAAUGCCGACUGCUCGCUCCACCUGGAAUCUGUAAGGAGAUCCUGCCCACAGUUCUGCAACUGGCGAGGAUUUCUGGUGUCGACCACUCGGUCAACGGAGAAUUCCAAGAUCAGCGUCAGGAAGCCGCGACGAUUUUGGCCAAACUGAUCCAGUUCGUCGAUAAGAAUCCGGCCCAAAAACAUUUGCUUCCCCCGUUCCUGAAGCUCUGCAACGACCCAUCGUUCAACGUUCGUCGAGCUUGCGCUGUUGCCAUGGUCGACCUGUGCCAAGUACUUGACGCACAGUGCAUACAGGAGAGUCUUUUAACGACGUUCCUGUCGCUAUGCGACGAUGACGCGUGGUCCGUGCGUAAGGCUUGCACCGAGUCGUUCAUGGCCAUAUCUUGUGUGGUGGAUCCAAAACUACGGUUGGAGGCGCUCGCGCCUCGUUUCCUUUGUUUGCUCCGAGAUUCUGCCAAAUGGGUCGUGGCAGCGGCUUAUCAGAACCUCGGUCCCUUUAUCUCGACGUUCGCAGACCCGAAACGAACCGGGCUCGAGCUGCUCAGGCCCGACGGGGUGGCGCAGGAGGCGGCCGUCCGCAGGACGUCCGAUUACGCGGCGCCGAUUCACGACAAAGACAUCAACAUACUCAGCGAAGACAUCCGAGAUCUCUCGAUUUCCGAAAGUGCUUUCUCCUCCAUCGUGACGGCCGCCCUAGACCCGGGCGGCGGCGACGACGACACGAACAACAACGGCUCGUCGAACGACCGAAUAACGAAGAACCACCUCUUGAACAACAAUAACAAUAAGACGCUCAACAGUAGCAGUAGUAGUAGUAGUAGCAGCAGCAACAACAAUAAUAAUAACAACACGGAAACCGACAUCAACUUCAACAGCUUUAUGUUUUGGCGAUCACCUCUGCCCGAAGUCGAAGAGCUCACGCUCGCUGGGAACAAGCUCACCGACGAAAACGAGCGAGACUUACGUAAUAACGCCGGAAGACGCUACAGCAAUCUCUACGAAUUGAACCCGUCGAUAGAGAGACGGCUGAGCAAGUACUCAAACGAUCAGCCGACCGAAUCGGCUUUGUUCAAGAUAGAUAUCGAAGAAUUAUUCUCAUCGAUGGAGAGCGAGUCGAGCUCACGAAUCGUGUCGGACACCGAUGUGUCCGAAUGCGGGAUUCCUACGCUUCUUUUGGAGCAUUUCAAACAGAUGCUCGAGCCAACGCUAUCCCGGACUGUAGACUGUCUCGAUCUGCCUCGCAAUUGCGCCUACUCGUUGCCUGCCGUGGCACUUGCCCUUGGACCGGAGCACUGGGAGGAGCAUCUCCGAGACUUAUUGCUCAAGCUCAGCAGCAACGUUCAAUGGAAGGUACGUCAUUCGGUGGCGUCGAGUCUCCACAGUCUUGUCAUCAUCGUCGGAGAUCGAGAUUCGGUCAAGUACCUGAUUCCCAUGUUCAACGCGUUCUGCCGCGACGUCGACGAGGUCAGACUGCCGUUAUUACGCAACCUCAACCAAAUCUGCGCUCAUCUCGAACCGAAGUCCAGAUUGCUUCUGCUGCAAUCGCUGUCGGAGUUCACUCGCAGUGAGAACGAUCGCAUGUGGAGACUUCGGGAUGAGCUCGCCAAUCAGAUAUGCUUGAUCGCCGGUUACUACCGAUGGGAGGAACGCCUUCGUUGCUUGUUGCCCAUUUUGGUGAAACUUCUGCAAGACAAAGUUGCUCAAGUCCGGUCUUCUGCCGCCGCGUGCUUCGGCCCGCUCAUCUGGAGCUCGAAUGUCCACGACACGAGCAGCGACAAGAAGAGCGACGCGGAAGAAGCCGGGAAAGAAAAUACGGUCCCUCCCCCGAACACUAAGUAUCGCGGGAUCUCGAGUCUAUUCGAAGCUCUCGACAUCACCCUCCAGCUCCUUCGUCUGCUGUACGUCGACAACAAAUGGGUGAAGUGGCAGCAUCGACAAACGUUCGCACGGUUGCUGUCCUCUAUCGUAGAAGGAGUUCCGUACGAAUCUGAUUUGCUCGAGGGAGCCGACGAGACAAAAGUUCAACGCGCCACCGAGGAUAUCGGGAGCAUCUGUCCUCAAUGCGUAGGCUUGCGAAACAUGGCCAUCGUAAACAAGCUCAUCAGGAAAGAACUCUUCUCCCUGUUGGAGAACCGAGUUCCCAACGUACGUCUCGAAGGAGCGAAACUCCUAUCGAAGAUGACAACUCGAUGCGCCAAAAUCGUCUCGAUGCACAAACAGAGCUGCGAGCCGUGUCGGACAAAGCUCUCCGAAGCCGCUCAAACAGUCGCUCAUUUGAGACCGCCGAGGCGGACUCAUCGUCGGAGGAGGACCACGCAACCUCCACUAAAACUCUGUAGUUUCGAUGAAGACUGGGAAACCGACACCGAGGCCUCGACGCCGAAGAAGGAGACCACCAUAGCCGCUGCCGUUGAGAUCGAAGAAUCUGUCUCGACCACCCCCUCGACCGAUGGAGAGAAAUCAUCAACCGAAAACGAGACGAAUAUUCAGCCUGAAGAGAAACCCGGACCGACAGAAGAAGACGAAAAACCCAAUCAAGAGAGGAGUUCGGACAGUGAUUCUAGCCAAGAGAACGGUCGGAAGCGAUGUGAGCUGCUCGCAACGUUGGGACUCACGGAACUCCCAGCUGCGUUCGCGAUUCUCCUCGACGACCUAGAUGAAGACGUUUGCAGAGUUGCCAAAGACGCCGUCAAUUUCUUCGCCCAAGAACAAAAGGUGGAAUGAACGACACCCGAGGACCGCAGCCGAGAGUAUAGCGAUUCCGAGGAGCGGAUAUUGUCGAUUAUGAACCCACAAAGAUUAUCAGAAUAUUCAUCCAUCCGGCGGAUCCUCGCAUCUCGCUGGGGAUGUUUCUCUCCUACCGCGAGAACUACGGGCUCGAUCAGUUGCCACAUCGGUCUCGGCUCUCGUCGAUAUCUGCACCAAAAACGAUUGAUUGUUUGAGUUUCGCGAGACUACCGCUCCAUAGCAGUUCCCUUCCUCCUCAUUUCAUUCUCGAUAGCGCUGAAAAUUUCUCCUCAACGCUAUCCGGGGCCAAAGUCGACGCCGGCACGCCGAAACCUACUUCCAAUCGCCUGAAAUUACCGAGUGAAUCAUUUAGCCGCACCAUCGUAUGGCGCUUAUGGCGCCCUCGAGUCUCGACACUUACCCUACUUUCUGGGAAGUCAAUGUCGUCUGCACAAGCAGACGUUGGGACUUACUCAAGUUCUUCCCUCUGUCCCUUGGAGCAGCAGGAGCGAGAAUAAAUCAUUAGACGCAUUGAAAACCAAUAUAUUCACGGCGACGGUGACAACGCAGCAGUGAACGUCGUAACGUACACGGUAGAUAGCCAAAUGCGUGCAACGGUUCCAGCCCGGGAGGGACUGGCGAGUAUUUUGUGAUAUGGACACUGAGACAAUUGAACCGAGUUGGAGGAGAGAGUCCUCUGAAACAAGAUCUGACUGUGUGUUGCAGGAACGACUGCACGCCAGGAGGACGUUUCUUUCAUGAUCGAUACUGUAGCUAUUCGAUACCACUGUGAAGAAAAGAACCUAUUCUCUUAUAUCGAACCACAAGCGAAGCAAUCAACGAAGUU
Messenger RNA from Galendromus occidentalis (western predatory mite), 4324 nucleotides. Its product is annotated as serine/threonine-protein phosphatase 4 regulatory subunit 1. Gene Ontology annotation, molecular function: protein phosphatase regulator activity; protein binding. Bases 1 to 3474 code for a protein of 1157 amino acids. The transcript has 7 exons. Gene Ontology annotation, cellular component: cytoplasm. Gene Ontology annotation, biological process: protein dephosphorylation. NCBI's taxonomy places the organism in Eukaryota, Metazoa, Arthropoda, Arachnida, Mesostigmata, Phytoseiidae. The record is from RefSeq and is a predicted model, not a curated record.